Messenger RNA from Haliotis rufescens (red abalone), 690 nucleotides. Its product is annotated as repetitive proline-rich cell wall protein-like. The coding region runs from base 1 to 690 and encodes 229 amino acids. NCBI's taxonomy places the organism in Eukaryota, Metazoa, Mollusca, Gastropoda, Lepetellida, Haliotidae. The transcript has a single exon. The record is from RefSeq and is a predicted model, not a curated record.
AUGACUAUUCCUGACCAGAAACAUUUGACGGUCAACUGUACCCGUCCACGUUGCCGUGUGUACCAAGCUCCACUCAAUACGAGACAACUGCUGGACCGCCGUGUGUACCAAGCUCCACUCAAUUCGAGACAACUGCUGGACCGCCGUGUGUACCAAGCUCCAGUCAAUACGAGACAACUGCUGGACCGCCGUGUGUACCAAGCUCCACUCAAUACGAGACAACUGCUGGACCGCCGUGUGUACCAAGCUCCACUCAAUACGAGACAACUGCUGGACCGCCGUGUGUACCAAGCUCCACUCAAUACGAGACAACUGCUGGACCGCCGUGUGUACCAAGCUCCACUCAAUACGAGACAACUGCUGGACCGCCGUGUGUACCAAGGUCCACUCAAUACAAGACAACUGCUGGACCGCCGUGUGUACCAAGCUCAACUCAAUACAAGACAACUGCUGGACCGCCGUGUGUACCAAGCUCCACUCAAUACGAGACAACUGCUGGACCGCCGUGUGUACCAAGCUCCACUCAAUACGAGACAACUGCUGGACCGCCGUGUGUACCAAGCUCCACUCAAUACGAGACAACUGCUGGACCGCCGUGUGUACCAAGCUCCACUCAAUACAAGACAACUGCUGGACCCAGAACACCAUGGAAGCGACAGAGGGGGAUACGAACCAGGACACGUCUUCUGA